Molecule: messenger RNA, 2433 nt
Organism: Galdieria sulphuraria
Lineage: Eukaryota; Rhodophyta; Bangiophyceae; Galdieriales; Galdieriaceae
Exons: 4
Coding region: 12-2087 (691 amino acids)
Molecular function (GO): DNA binding
Source: RefSeq, a predicted model, not a curated record
UGCCUAACCUUAUGAAUGAACAAAACUCAUACUUUUUCAGGGAAGACGAAAAUAGAUUUCUUACGCCAGAUGGUGUCGGCACAGAAGAGUUAUUCUUGAACUCCAAAUUUUUUGAAUCAGGGCUUGAAUGUCGUAUGGAGUAUGAUCUUUUGUCGAUUCAGGGUCAAAUGCAAGAAGAAAACGAAAGAGCAGACUUUUCAAGGUUUAACCAAGUGACUAGCCCAAGUGUGUCGUUUGUGGAAGAGGAACUGAAUAGUAAUAAGUUUUUCAACGUGGAUUUGAAUUUUCUUGUCGACAGUACGGCUCCUGAACAAAGUCCAAGUAUUCCACUUUCUUCCUCCACAUAUUGUGUUUCAGAAGUUGAUUGUUACAGUGGAGUUUUUCAAUCGAGAAAUGAUGAGACAAACCUCCAAGAUAUUUAUGCUGACUUACCAUAUAGUCGUUUUCCUGAAACAAGAGGCGUUGAGAAACAGCGAAUAGCUCAGACUUGCCUUGUUCACAGCGACUUGCAGUUAAGUCAGGACAAUUUUAUGUGUUCUUCUAUUUCAGCUGGAAAUGUAAGAAGGAAUUCUUUAACAGAUCCGGCUCUUUCAGUGCUUGACCAUCCAUUCCGAUCAAUUUCGGUUCCUGAAAGCUUUAUCUUUUCUGAAGAGUCUUCAAGAGAAUAUAGGAACUGUAAUGUUCGUUUGUCUAUGGACCCUGAAAGUUCAGUUGUUAAUUACUGUUUUGAUUCAAAUAGAAAAGGUCUAUCAAAACGAAGAAAUUCUAGUCAUUCUUCUUAUCAAGAAAUACCUUCAUCUGUAGAUGAUUUUGAAAGCUGGAGACUGGAAAUCUAUUCCUUAUUAAAAUAUCGAGGUUUGUCUAGAAGAGAGUUUGCAAAAAUAGCAAGAAUCGGGAAAAAUACAGUCGGGAAGUAUUUGUCUGGUCAUUGCAAACGUGUUUCAAAAGAAGUUGUAAACAAAAUGUUAUAUGCCUUUCAUAUACUACAAAGUCGGGAUAGAACAGAGUUCAAAGUUUCACAAACUACCAGGAGCCACAAGAAUCGAAGGUUAUCAAUGAAGCAAAGAGAGGACUCUUCUUUUUCAAAUUCUUCAUUCUGCUCGCCAAUUGAGACAGAAUGGGAUCGAAUCAACAGGACUUCGUUGGUAGAAAUGGAAAACAUAAAAAUGGAAGAUAUUGCUGCAUUUCAUUGCUUGCUUUUUAGUGAUGGACAAGAGCCAAAGGCGACGACUCCACUUGACGCGUUGAAGUCUGAUUCGUUUUAUAGUUGCAAUCCAUGCCAUGAUGUAUCAACCAAACAAAAGUCAGAACCGAGUCAAGCAGUUUCGACAGAUGACGAGAAGACUGAAAUUCGUUUGUUCCCUUCCUACUCAUCUCUCAGGACAGUUUCUGAGGAACUGCAGUGUAAAAAUUCCGGUAUCGCUGAACACGAACAACAUUUCAAUCAUGAGAAAGAAUACUUGAUUUUGCGUUUGAUUUCCUCCGACGUGGAAAAUGAUGAAGUGGAAAAUUGGGACAAGUGUACUGCAACUUCUGUACAAAAUGAAUUUGAGUCAAAUACGACAAAGAAUACGAACGAGCAAAUCCAAGAUUUGGUGGAACAAGGUUAUUAUAGAUACUCCGAGCCAUUUCAGGAACCUCCAUCAGUUAUUUGUUUUGUGCCAUUACAAAUAGAAGUUCAUAUACCCUGCGAUGAAGUUCAUGAAGAGAGAAAUUUCAGUACACUCUAUUCGUGGCGUUGGGGAGAUAAAAGACAGACAGUUGAUUCUGUCGCAAGCGAAAUAGCUGAACACUACAAAGUGCCUAGCAGAUACGAAGAUAUUUUGAAGAAGUGUAUUCAAAAUGCACUUGCGCGACAUGGUCUUAUAGGAAGCGUGCAACAUGCCACAUCGUCUCGAACAGUUCGCCUUGAUCUAGAUCUUGGUGAUAGUCGACACCACUCGGAAGAAUUUCACGUCGACUAUCCAUGGCCUGAAAAUUUCCCAUAUAUUCUUGCUCGUCAAAUAUGUAUGGAUUUGAAUGUCAAUCCACAGCAUGUUGAAAGAAUAGCAGUUAAUAUUUUAGAACAGUUGAACGUUGGCGAUUGAUAAUGCACUUUAGACUCCAAUUAUACAGAAGAACGGUUUUCAGUAAUGUCUUUUUUCUGCGUCGAGCAUUGAAGUUUUUUGCAUCAUAGGCUUUUUUGCAGAAGACAAAUGGUGAAGUAAAUUUUUGAGAGGUAGCAAUAUUAUGUUGAUGAGCUGGCAUAUUUAGAAUACCAGCUCCAUGUACUAAGUUGGAAUUGCUAAAAUUUGAACAUACUUUUCAAUCAGAACAUAGUAGUCAUCAGUUUUGUUGAUUCCAUGAAUAAUUGCACAAGUGCUUGGCAUAAAUUCUGUUGUUUGACGCAUAGUUUUCGAAAAUAGAUACGAAGAUAAAGAAUUAGAAUAAUGC